AUGUCGUUCCCGGUCCGCGCGCCCGUGCGGAGGCGUGAUGUGGAUUUCGACGUGGGCGUUCUCCUGGGCCGUGGGACCUUCACCUCCGUCUACCAGGCGGUAGAGAAGGCAACUGGUAAACGUUGUGCUAUGAAGAUCGUUGACAGAUACCGAUGCGAGCGUCUGAAGAAGACGGCGGACGUCUUCAUGGAGAAGCAUUGCCUUCUGCGGACGAACCACCCGAACAUCGUCAAGAUGCUCGGAUGGUUCUCGGACAACACUUGCAUCUACGUGAUGCUCGAGGAGUGCCUGGGCGGAGAGCUCUGGGAGGUGAUCAAAACGGUGGGCUGCCCCAUCCCCCAGGCCCGGCACUGCCUGAAGCAGGUCGUAAACGCGGUGGAGUACCUUCGCCAGGCCCGUAUCGUCCACAGAGACAUCAAGGCAGAGAACAUCAUGCUGACAGAUCUGGCAACGGUGAAGCUGAUCGAUUUCGGCACGGCCAAGGACCUUGAGAAUCCCCAGAUCAAAGGAUCGGGGAAUGCCUCCAGGCAUAAGGUCUUUGAGGACUAUGUGGGAACCCCCCAGUUCAUGCCCAAGGAGGUCAUUGAGAACAAGUGCAGCGACCAGCGCUCCGACAUCUGGUCCUUGGGCUGCACGAUCUUUCAGGUCCUCAGCGGUUGCCCACCCUUCCACGAUCGCUCCGAGUACCUGAUCUUUCAGCGAGUACUGGCCCGAGAUCUUCAGUUCCCGCCUGGCAUCGACGCCACAGCGAGGGACCUCAUCGAGCGCAUGGUCGUGCAGGACCCCGAUGCCCGGCUGGGGGCCUUGGAUUUGGAGGAUCUCAAAGCCCAUCCCUUCUUUGAUGGGGCUUUCGAAAGGGCGCACUUGUUGCCGGUGCCAGUGCCCUCCCUGGCGGCACUCUGCUACCAGCGCCUCGGCAGUCGUCUGGAGGAGUUCCUGGAGCCGCUCGCCGCCUGGGAGGGCGCCGCGCAGCUGGCACCGGCCGUGCGGGAGCAGCUGGAGCGCAUGAAGGUCGCCCACCGCUGGCAGGAGGAGGUGCUCCCGCCCCCGGACGAAUUCUGA
Molecule: messenger RNA, 1062 nt
Organism: Symbiodinium sp. CCMP2456
Lineage: Eukaryota; Dinophyceae; Suessiales; Symbiodiniaceae
Source: the annotation of a GenBank genome assembly